UGCGUGUGUGUUUGCGUGUGUGUGUGUGCGCGCGCGCAAUUUCUGGGGUCUCGCAUUUAAUGUGUAACUUGAGAAGCUGAUAACAAGGAGAGAAUGAGGAGUGAGCUUUUGGUUUCUCCAGCUCUCUGGGAAAUUCGCUCCAUAUCUUUUUCCUCAUUUCUCCAAACUCGUGUGUCUCCCCUCUUUGGGAGGAGGGUGAAAAUUGUCUGAACAAGAGGGAGGAGGAAGCCCGGGCAGCCAGACUUUGCUGCUUAUUCAGCUCUGACUGCUGCACUGUGCCGGCUCCAGUUGUGGGAUGUUAACAUUUCACUUCUCCCCACUCUCACGUUAGGACUUUUUAGGCAUUUUUAUGCUCGUUUUCCCCGGAGGAGGGCUAAGGCUGUGGGAGAUACUCUCCAGCUUUGUUGGUCUGGAUCUCACACACGCUUUUCCUUUCUAACACACACACGCUGUCAGUGCUGUGGCUCGGCGCUGCACCAGGAGUGGAUUUAGAUUCACCCAUCUGAUCGGAGCACCGAGGAGGUGUAGGGAGGUAGGAGAAGGACGAUGCAGCACUAAAAUGGAGAAAACCAAAGACUGAAGGCAACACGUUUACACACACUCAUCAAAAAGGAUGGCUACAGCGGUAUUUCAGGUGUCUUCUUCUUGUGUUCCAGCAACAAACUACGAGCUGGAAGUGGAGUUAGCCGGAGCCCUGCUCUGAUUGGCAAACAGCAACACGACUCUACCACUGACUCUGUUUACUCUGCAACGCUGAUGUUUCAGCCUGCAUGUGAAACUCGGAAACCAAUACUACAGACCCUCCCACCCCCAGACCAGAGCCCACCCAUUUGGGGGUAAACCGUGAUCCAGGAAGCAUUCCUCAGGCACCAAGCAGUGACCUUACUCUCAAACAUGUAGACACCAUGGGUUCAACAAAGUCUUCAAAAAGCAUGGAGUCACGGCGCCGACCAUCAAGGAGCGCGAGUUUGCUGCAGGCCCUGGAGGAGAACUACGAGCUGGACCUGAUCUACAUCACUGAGAGGAUCAUCUCCGUCUCCUUCCCCAGCAGCGUGGAGGAGCAGAGCUAUGCUGCCAACCUGAGGGAGGUGGCCUCCAUGCUGCGCUCCAAACACGGCCACAACUACCUGCUUUUUAACCUGAGUGAAAAGCGUUAUGACAUCAGCCAACUCAACCCAAAGGUGUUGGACUUCGGCUGGCCCGACCACCACGCUCCAGCUCUGGACAGAAUUUGCAGCAUCUGUAAGGCCAUGGACACGUGGCUGAGCGCCGACAGCCACAACGUGGUGGUGAUUCAUAACAAGGGGAACCGAGGCAGAACCGGGGUGGUAGUGGCUGCCUACAUGCACUACAGCAACAUAUCAGCCAGCGCGGACCAGGCUCUGGAUCGCUUCGCCAUGAAGCGUUUCUAUGAAGACAAAGUACUUCCUGUGGGUCAGCCGUCCCAGAAAAGGUAUGUGGAGUACUUCAGCGGCUUGCUCUCCGGACACAUCAAGAUCAACAACAAACCGCUCUUCCUUCAUCACGUCAUCAUGCACGGCAUUCCCAACUUUGAGUCCAAAGGAGGUUGUCGUCCGUUCCUGAAGAUCUACCAGGCCAUGCAGCCCGUUUACACAUCUGGGAUCUAUAACGUCCAAGGAGACAGCCAGACGAGCAUCUGCAUCACCAUCGAACCGGGUCUUCUUCUGAAAGGGGACAUCCUGCUGAAGUGCUACCACAAACGCUACCGCAGCCAGUGCCGGGAUGUGAUAUUCCGAGUGCAGUUUCACACCUGUGCUAUUCAUGAUCUGGGAAUUGUCUUUGGGAAAGAUGAGCUGGAUGAGACCUUCAAUGAUGACAGGUUUCCUGAAUAUGGGAAAGUUGAGUUUGUGUUCUCAUUUGGACCUGAGAAAAUACAUGGUCAAGGUAUGAACCACCUGGAAAAUGGUCCGACCGUCUCGGUAGACUACAACACCCAAGAUCCUCUGAUCCGCUGGGACUCCUACGAAAACUUCAACCAGAGCUGUGAGGACGCCACCGACGAAGUCAACCAUACCCAGGGACCUCUGGACGGCAGCCUGUAUGCAAAGGUUCGCAAAAAGGAGUCUGGUGAGGAAACAGGGACGUCUAACGGCCUUCCGACUACUGCUGCCGAGCAUGCUCUGCCUGCGGUUGAUCACGCCCUGUCAGUGAGCAGCGACUCAGGAAACUCCACCGCCUCCAUCAAAACGGACCGGACGGAUGAAGCCACAGCAGCCCCUCAGGCCUCCUCAGUGAGCCAGACCCAUAUCGCUGUGGGUGAGGAGGUGCCAUCAGUUCGUCAUCAAGCUCUGCCUGCCCAACAACCAAUCAGUCCCAAGGAGAAGAAGGAGUUAGAGCAACUGCUGAGUGGACUGGAAGGGCCCAUGCACCGACAAGCCUACCUGUCCAGCCCAACAUCUGUUGCUGGGAUGCUUCACCUGGUCCCGGCCCAGGUCCACGUCAACGGACACAGUGGUGUUGACCGUGAGACGGACAUAUUGGACGAUGAGCUGCCUACUAGUCAAGAAGGCAACAGCGUGGAGAGUUUGGGGACGUUGUCCUCCACGGAUGGUCGAGCUACACCGGCGGAUCUCUACUACCGGUCUGAGUCACUUACCAACGGUCAGGAACACAUUCCUUAUCUGGAGCGCAGUGUCCCAGAAAAACCUCUGGAGACCAUACAGACCCAGGCUAUAAGUCCUGAUCACCUCAUCACUCUUACCAAAAGUGAUUCGGCUCCAUUCUCUGGUAACUACAUGACCACUCAGAAUGGUCUGUAUCGGUCUCAGUCUUUUGGUGCUGAGCAGACGUCCAUGCCGCCAGCUCCCGCCCGCACCACCAGCAGCAGAGAAGCUGUUCGGCGCGGCCUCAAUGUUUGGCAGAAGUUUGGGGUACCAGAGGAGCCGGUGACUGAAGGCAUCACCUUUAGUCCACCUCCAUCCGUGUCGAUGUCCAGCCACCACAGUCUGCCGCAGUUCCCCCAUCGUCACAGUGCCUCCCAACAGGAAAUUGAACAAUCGAUUGAAACUCUCAACCUUCUCAUGAUGGACCUACAACCUGGUCGUUCCCACGUGUCAAAGUCCCAAAGCGCUCCACUGAAAGAAACCAGUGUGGUAGUGACCACCCAGCCGUCCUUCUCCCAGAACCAAACCAGGCCGACCUACCAGACAGAGGCUCACGUGAACAACCACCCGCCAACAGCUCAGGUCUUCUCUGAGAAGCCGGCUUCACCAGAGCCUGUGUCCAUUCACGCAUACCAGACUUACUCCUCUGGAACACCUGGAACCAAUGGCUCCUCCGUAGGCGGUUCGAUCACACCCGUCGCUACGUUCCCACCCAGCUCCCCGCUCCGGUCUUCAGAGGUCUCUGAGCCUCGAACAGGUGCUGCCUCAGCAUCACCUCAGCAAAGAGAGGGCGACAGCGACGAAGUCUUCAAUGUGGAGGGUCUGGUGGCCCAGAGAGUGGCUGAAUUCUCAGCUCGUGUCCGAACCAUCAUCCCCAGCAUGACCUCUUCUCAGUCUGAGCGUCGUCGUUCUCACUCCCUCUCCGGUGUUCAGGCUCGCGUGGCGUCUACAGAUGAACCCGGGAUUCUUCCCCGUCGCCGCAUCACCAGCGAGGGUCACUCUGAUGAUGGCCUGUCUCCAGAUGUGCCAGUUCGGUCCCCAAUCCGCUGUGUUUCUCCAGAGUUUGUAAACGCCAUAGCGAUGAACCCUGGAGGACGGCCCAAAGAGAGAAACAUGCAUAGUUACCGGGAGGCCUUUGAGGAGAUGGAAGGAGGUCCUGUCAGUCCAACACCCACAGCUGGUGGUGAGGUGUUCCCCCAAACCCCCGCCUUCCCCGUCUCACCACAAACCCCUUACUUCAACCUGUGUCGGUCUCCUCCGGGUCUUGCCAAAACUCCUCUGUCAGCGUUGGGUUUGAAGCCGCACAACCCAGCAGAAAUCCUGCUCAACCAAACAGGCUCAGAUGAUGAGAGCAGUGAGGGUGGGGAAGCUCCGAGAAGCUAUGUCGAGUCCGUGGCAAGGUCAGCGGCGGUAGGCGGAGAGCUGCCCACAUCCCCUCGGAGUCUCAGUCCAUCAGCGGUCACCAAGAACCAGCUGAGGAGUCCAAGCCCCCCCACCCAAAUGUUAAACCCACCUCUGUCCAGCAGCAGUACCAUCCAGAACUCACAGGGGGAUCAUCUUUUUGCAGGAAGCAGCCUUUCAUCCCAAACAGCUACUGACUCUGGGUUCCAGUCCCAGCCUUCAGAGAGCGCCUACCCGGUUCACACCCCAUCAAGUCAAGACCCGAAUCCCUCCGUUUCCUCCUACCUGGACUCCAGCUCUCCAGCUUCCUCACGCCUGUGUUCUACAACACCCACACUGUCCUAUCUUGGUCCCAGCAGCCUACUGAGGAGCUACCCAGCCUCAGAUCCCAGUCCAUUGUACUCAGAGCCUUCCAAGACCUCUCUAGGACAGUUACAGUCCAGCAUCCAUAGCUCCAGCCCCAAUCCUUUAGUCCAGCAGCACUUUGGUGCUAAACAAGAUGGCUCUAUCCAGUCUGUUCAGAAAUCAACAGCUAAUGGCUUUGAGGAGAUCAUGGCCGGUCUUGGUGGCAGUCCCAUACUAGGUCGUCGUCUGUCUCAGGGAACUCGGACCAGUCCAGUCCACAGUAGACAAGCGUCUUUAGGACCGGGGUCUCAACGCAGUCCGGUCCUCAGCAGGCAGCCAUCCCUGGGUCAGCCCAUUCAGGGCAGUCCUGUUCUCAGUCGACAGCCAUCCAUCACACACACUCAAGGAAGUCCGGUGUUGGGUUGUCACCCUUCGGUAACCCAGAUGUCCCAGAGGAGCCCCAGUUUGGACCGCCACCCCAUGCAUAGUGGUUACACCACGCCAGACGAACGACACGGAAACCUGUCGAGACAGAGCAGCUCUUCUGGCUACCAGGGGCCUCCCACUCCCUCCUUCCCCAUCUCUCCUGCUUGCUACCAGGAUGGUGGAAUGAUGGGGACAGGUGUCGGUUUCAGGCAAGGUAGCCCGGCACCCGGUUUCCAGCCCCAACUACCAGAGAAGAGGCGCAUGUCCAGUGGCGACAGACCGAAUGGAGGACUGUCAUAUGGGACGCUUAACGGGAAGAUAAUGUCCCCCAUGAGUGGGGGAAGUACUCCGAGCUACUUCCACACGUUGUCUGACUUUUCACUGUUCAAUUUGCCCGAUGGAAGCCCGGAAAGCAGACUGAAUGUAAAAUUUGUUCAGGACACUUCCAAGUUCUGGUACAAACCCGAGAUCUCCAGGGAGCAGACCAUUAACCUGCUGAAAGAGCGAGAUCCAGGAGCCUUCGUUAUCCGGGACAGUCACUCGUUCAGAGGCGCGUACGGUUUAGCCAUGAAGGUGGCCUCUCCACCUCCAACCGUACAUCCCAGCAAGAAAGGUGACACCACCAACGAGCUGGUGAGGCACUUUCUGAUCGAGAGCAGUCCUAAAGGAGUGAAGCUGAAGGGUUGUCCCAACGAGCCUUAUUUUGGUUGUUUGUCAGCUCUGGUUUACCAACACGCCAUCACACCUUUGGCUCUUCCCUGUAAACUAAUCAUCCCUACUGCAGAUCUGAUGGAGGAAACACCAGAAGUCGUGGCACCAAACCCUCUGGCUGAACGGCUGAAACAAGGAGCAGCGCUGAGUGCUCCUGCGGACCCCCACGCAUGCAACGUUCUCUACGUCAACUCUGUAGAGAUGGAGUCCCUGACGGGCCCCCAGGCCGUCGCCAAAGCCAUAACUGAGACACUGGCCGCUGCUUCUCCCCCGAGCGCUACUGUCGUCCAUUUUAAAGUGUCGUCGCAGGGCGUCACGCUCACAGACAACAAGAGGAAGAUUUUCUUCCGGCGCCACUAUCCGAUGAACACAGUCACGUUCUGCGACACGGACCCUCAGGACAGGAAAUGGAGUAAACCUGAGGGAGGAACAGCCAAGCUCUUUGGGUUUGUAGCUCGUAAGCAGGGAAGCACAACAGACAACAUCAGCCACAUCUUUGCCGAGCUGGACCCAGACCAACCGGCCAGCGCCAUCGUCAACUUUGUGUCAAAGAUGAUCGCCUCGCAGACACGAUGAGAGCAAAACCCGAAAAAUUAUAACAAGAGGGCUUUCGUCAUUCUGACUUCUCACAGAAACUUUCCACUCUAGGCAGUUUAAACGUAACGGGUCACCUUUUCUGCAUUUGUGAGCUGAUGGAGGUGAGUUUGGAAUGGGCUUCAGAACGAACCAGAGGAAGUGCAGGAUGGGGGUGUAGCUGGGUGACGGGAGGGAAAAGUAGAGAACAGAAGAAAAUGAAUGACAUUGUGUGCAAAUGUAAUGUUUUUGCCUUUAUCUUGUUUAUUUUUAGAGAACAAGUCAAGUAGUCUGAUGUAAAGAUGGAGCUGUCAGGCUUUCAACCAAAGAUGAAAAAAUAUAGGCGAGUGAAUAAAGCUCUGUGGGAGGGUCAGAAGUCUUCUUUUGUAAAACAAAUAUUGCUGCUUAAUCAAAGAAAAACUGUUAGAUUCUCUCUGUACUGAUACUGUAGGCCACUUCUGCACCAUCGUGCAUGAAAGAUUUGAUGUUUUUGCAGCUUGAGACGUUUGUAAAUAGUUGCUUUUUUGAGUAGGACUGAACUAGACAGCAUGUGGCGCCUGACUUUAAUGCCUAAAUGCAAAAAUCUCCAAGAAAAACAGGACAUAUGCAAGCGUGUCUUAAAUAUGCAAACAGCUCAACUUAAGCUUAGGAUGCAGCUAUUGUUUCUCUGAACUCGACUGAGAUCAUUGGUAAAAACCCUGCAUCUGCGCAGUCAGAUUAAAGAGAAAGACUCACUUCCUGCUGGUCACCAUCCUCUGUUCCCUCUGCAGCGGCCGAUCAACCCUCUGAAGGGACGACUUCUUUGUUUUGUCAGAAAAUAAAUCCAACUUUGCAUCAUCUUACCAAACUAACACCCUUCACAAAAGUAAGCUAUACAAUUAUAGAUAAAUAUAUAAACUUCCAGACAGUGACUUAAAGUAUUUAUUUUGUUGCUUUGUUGCUCCAUUUUAUCUUGUAUACAUGUAUUAUAAAGUAUACAGCAAGCGAGAAGGUUGCUUUUAUUUUGCUGAAGAGUUUUGUCUUCAAAAAGGUGUAAGAUGUGUGCAUUUAAGUUCUUUUAUAUAUAU
Molecule: messenger RNA, 7147 nt
Organism: Nothobranchius furzeri (turquoise killifish)
Lineage: Eukaryota; Metazoa; Chordata; Actinopteri; Cyprinodontiformes; Nothobranchiidae
Source: RefSeq, a predicted model, not a curated record